This is a messenger RNA of Talaromyces rugulosus, 7524 nucleotides long. RefSeq lists its product as uncharacterized. Gene Ontology annotation, molecular function: fatty acid synthase activity; 3-oxoacyl-[acyl-carrier-protein] synthase activity; phosphopantetheine binding. The coding region runs from base 1 to 7524 and encodes 2507 amino acids. Gene Ontology annotation, biological process: fatty acid biosynthetic process; secondary metabolite biosynthetic process. The transcript is spliced from 2 exons. The record is from RefSeq and is a predicted model, not a curated record. NCBI's taxonomy places the organism in Eukaryota, Fungi, Ascomycota, Eurotiomycetes, Eurotiales, Trichocomaceae.
AUGGCGGCAGAGCCGAUUGCAAUCCUGGGAACAGGAUGCCGAUUUCCAGGCGACGCCUCUUCUCCGUCUCGGCUGUGGGAAUUGCUCAAAAACCCUCGAGUAGUGGCGUCAGAACCACCAUCGAACCGGUUCGAUAUUGAUUCCUUCUAUCACAAAGAUCCAAGCUACCCAGGAACAACAAAUACCAGGGAAGGUUACUUCCUCUCAGAUGAUCCUCGAUCAUUCGAUGCCCCUUUCUUCAACAUUUCGGCCGCGGAGGCUGGGACUAUGGACCCCCAACAAAGACAGCUCCUGGAGACAGUUUUUGAGUCUAUUGAAGCAGCCGGGCAGCGUCUCGACCAGCUGCAGGGCUCGGCUACUGGUGUCUUCUGUGGUGUUAUGGGAAGUGACUGGGGAGAAUUCUUCCCAGUGGACUUCAAGUCUGUUGCCUCUUAUGCGGCCACUGGGGGUGCCCGAAGUUGUAUUGCUAACCGGGUCUCUUACUUUUUUGACUGGCAUGGGCCAUCGGUAGUGAUUGAUACAGCCUGCUCGUCCAGCAUGGUGGCGCUUCACCAGGCUGUGACAGCUCUACAACGGCAGGAGUGCUCCGUCGCUGUGGCUGCGGGGACCAAUCUGCUUCUCAACCCCAGCUAUUUCAUCACCACAGCAAAGAUGACAAUGUUGUCCCCGGAUGGCCGUGGCCGCAUGUGGGAUUCCAAUGCCAAUGGAUAUGCCCGCGGUGAGGGCAUCGCGUCGGUUGUCCUUAAACGACUAUCUGAUGCGGUGGCUGAUGGUGACCCGAUUGAGUGUGUUAUCAAAGCCACGGGAGUAAAUCAAGACGGUCGCACGAUGGGCCUGACCAUGCCCUCCGGUACGUCUCAGCUAGAACUAAUUCAGAACACUUAUGCUCGCGCUGGGCUUGAUCCUCGAAACCCUCGGGAUCGGUGUCAAUACUUCGAGGCUCAUGGAACUGGAACAAAAGCCGGCGAUCCGCAAGAGGCUUCGGCCGUUCAUCAAGCUUUUUUCGGUCCUCCUGAGAGCGGUGAUAAGCUCACAGAAGAUGAGACAGAUUUAUUAUAUGUCGGAUCCAUUAAAACAGUUGUCGGACAUACUGAAGGGCUAGCAGGCCUGGCCGGCAUCAUCAAAGCUUCUCUAAGUAUUCAAAACGGCUCUAUCAGCCCCAACCUCCUUUACGAAGUGUUAAACCCGGAGAUUGAACCCCUCUCCAAACACGUGAAGGUGCCUACACAGCUCAUGCCAUGGCCAUCUCUUCCGCCAGGUGUUCCACGCCGGGCAUCGGUCAAUUCAUUUGGAUUUGGCGGUACCAAUGCACACGCUAUUCUCGAAAGCUACGAUCCUGAACUGGUUGUAAACGGAGUGAACGGAAUAAGUGAAAUAAACGGAAUCAACGGGGUAAAAUCUCACACCUCUAUUUCUCUACUCCCGUUUGUAUUCUCAGCGGCUGCAGGACGGUCGCUGGUUGACGUUCUAGAAUCUUAUGAACGGUAUCUCCAAAAUAAUCCGGAUGUUGACCUCAUGAACCUAGCGUGGACUUUACUGCAACGAAGAUCUGCGUUAAGGUACCGGUUGCCUUUAUGGGCACCAAACACGAACGAGCUGCUCACCAAGAUCCGGACUGAGCUUGACACUGCUAGUAAAGAUCAUUCUGUUCGAUUCAUCCAUCAAAGAAGUGUAAACACCCCGAAAAAGAUUAUAGGUGUCUUCACCGGUCAGGGCGCACAGUGGCCACAAAUGGGGAUAGAUGUGAUCAGUAACUCCCCGGAAGCCUUGGAUUGGCUUCAGGAGAUGCAGGAUUCGCUAGACCAACUUCCUGCCAAAUUUAGCCCGACGUUCACUCUCCUAGAGGAACUCUCCAAUUCAGCGGCCGAUAUGUCAAACGCCCGCUUAUCCCAGCCGCUCUGCACAGCUCUACAAAUUAUUCUCGUUCGUAUUCUGUCAAAUCUUGGAAUCACAUUCACAGCUGUCGUCGGCCAUUCCUCGGGUGAAAUUGCUGCUGCUUAUGUCGCGGGUUAUUUGACGGCUACCGACGCUAUCAGAAUCGCUUACCUCCGGGGUCUCGUAACAUCACAGGUUGGUGCAAAGAGCGGUAACUCAGGAGCAAUGAUGGCUGUUGGUAUGUCUGCCGAAGAGGCGAUCGCGCUCUGUAAGCAAGAAGAAUAUCAGGGCCGCGUCGCUAUGGCUGCAAGCAACGCUGCUUCUAGUGUAACGCUUUCGGGCGAUGCUGAUGCAAUCCGUGAGCUUGAGCAAAAGCUGCAAGAGGAAAAUAAAUUUGCCAGGCGGCUCCGUGUUGACACUGCUUACCACUCUCAUCAUAUGUAUCCCUGCUCUCCCGCCUACAAACAAGCCUUGGAAGACUGCAAUAUCCGUAUCCAACCUCCAACAGGCACUGCGUGGUAUUCCAGCGUCUAUGAUGGGGUCCAAAUUAACUUAGACGAGCACGAAAAUUCCCUCACUAAUGAAUAUUGGAUAGAAAACAUGGUGAGACCGGUCUUAUUCUCCCAAGCUGUUCAGACCGCAGUUCGUAUAGUUGGAGAACCGGACUUGGUUAUUGAAGUUGGGCCACAUCCAGCUCUCAAGGGGCCCGCGAAACAGGUUCUUGCCGAUACCUUGACUGAUGGAAACGAUAUUCCGUAUAUCGGGGUAUCAGCGCGUGGAACUGGUGGCAUAGAAGCUCUAGCAUCUGCCAUUGGUGAUAUAUGGGGAUAUUUGGGCCCUAGCUCGGUGGACAUCUCUCGCUAUACCCGCCUCUUCGGCUCAUCGCAACACUUCAAGUUGAUCAAAGAAUUACCUGAAUACCCUUUCAACCAUAGCAAAUUAUACUCCACCGAAAGCCGUCUGAUUAAGCAGCAUCUACACAGCCGUGGUGGCUGUAAUCCUCUCAUUGGAAACCUAGAGCCGACCACUGGGGACGGCGAAUGGAGGUGGCACCACUAUCUCCGACAAAAAGACCUUCCAUGGCUCGAUGGGCACCGUGUCGAGUCGCAAAUGAUAUUUCCAGCAACUGGAUAUAUCUCAAUGGCCGUUGAAGCUGCUGGUAUUAUUGCCGCCAGUCGACCAAUGCACCUAAUCCAAAUCCGUGAUUUCGUCAUCCACCAGGCUAUUGUCCUCCCAGAUGAUGUAACAACUAGUACUGAGGUUCUUGUCCAGUUCAACGAAGAUAGGUUGACCAGCAAGGAAAAAGCCGACACCAUGAGUGGCACAUUCCAGAUCCACGCAUGCACUGGAGAACAAUUCCAGCUGCGCGCCAACGGCUCGCUGACUGUCACUUGGGGCCAACCUGAGACUGACUCUCUGGCAUCGCGAAGUGCUACUACACCUGGACUGACGGCCCUGGAUGUCAAUGAUGUUUACUCAUUCUUCGACAAGUUGGGUUAUUCCUAUACCGGUCCCUUCCGGGGAAUCCAAUCAAUCUCUCGUAAAAAGGACAACGCCUGUGCCGAACUUUCAAAUGAUCUGUCAUCAUCAAACAUCUUGCUACAUCCCACAGUGAUGGACACUACUUUGCAAACCAUGAUUGCGGCACUUGGAACCAGUGAUGAUGGUGAAGUAUCAACAUUGCUAAUUCCAACCCGAAUCCAGUCCCUCACCAUCAAUCCUAUUUUCUGUGGUCAGUCAGGCGUACAGUUGGCCGGUCCAACGCUGUCUUCAGCAGCGGUCGCCGUCAAAUUCGACGCAGAUGAUAUCAUUGGAGACUUAGACCUCUUCACCAAGCAAGGGUACGGCAUGGUUCAGCUCUCCGGUAUUGAAGUGUCUUCUCUUCAUCCGCUGCCAAAGGACCGACGUCUCUUCGCUGAAAUGAGUUGGGGGCCUUAUGAGCCUGAUGCGAAGUGGGAGUCAUCCACAAGCAGGUCGACCGACAUCACACCGCUGAUCGAGAUCGCUGAGAAGGCCACUCUGUUAUGCAUGAAAUUUGCAUUCGAACAGCUCACUGCAGAAGAUCGUCAAGGGCUUGACUGGCAUCGCGCCACGGUCGUAGCUUGGUUCGAACGUGUGAUAUCGAUGACCCGAGAGGGAACACAUCCUAUCUGCAACCGGGACUGGCUGGAUGAUACAAGAGAAGACCUUGACGCUCUCUUUAAAAAAGGCACAGGUCUCGUGGAAUUGGAAAUAACGAAGAAGGUCUUUGAUAACGUAGUAGCAUUCAUUCGGGGCGAGGCAUCCCUGCUAGAGGCACUCCGUGAGGACAGCCUCCUUACUCGGUUCUACUGCAACGAUACACAGACUAAGAGAAUGAAUGAAAGUCUGGGUUGCCUCGUGGGCCAGGUUGCGUUUCGAUAUCCUCGCAUGAAAAUUUUGGAAAUUGGCGGAGGCACUGGCUCUGCCACGCGCGCCGUCCUGAGCGAGAUCGGAUUCGCAUACCAUUCUUAUACUUUCACGGACAUUUCAGUUGCGUUUUUCGAGGAUGCGAAAGCAGCCCUAGCGGCUCAUGAAGACCGAUUUAUCUAUGAAGCCCUAGAUAUCUCACGUGACCCCCUCGAACAGGGCUUCGAGGAACAUUCUUAUGACUUGGUUGUAGCAUCCAACGUUCUCCAUGCCACGAAAUUCAUGCAGCAAACAAUGACCCACGUCCGCCGCCUAUUGAAACCUGGCGGAUAUCUCGCAAUGCUAGAGGUAACUAACCAGGACCUCCUCAGUACGAGCUUCAUCGUCUCUGGUUUCGAGGGGUGGUGGUCAGGUCACGAAGACGGCCGUGUCUGGGGUCCGAUGCUUACUCUGUCUGGCUGGGACAAUGUCCUUAAAUCAACGGGAUUCAGCGGAGUGGAUACCUACACAUCUACUGUUGACAAUCCAAAACUUAGCAACUAUUCAGUGAUCAUCUCUCAAGCUGUCGAUGAGCACAUCCAGCUUCUGCGCAACCCGAUGACUCCGAACGACAAGCUAGUGUCCGAAUUGGUAAUACUGGGCGGCGCCACGAAUUGGACAGGUUGUUUGGUAUCCAAACUGUCAAAGGCUCUCGAGUCAUCCUUCAUUCGCAUUCACCAUGCGCAGAGAUUAGAGGCAUUGGAUCUCGAACAGAUAUCUCAACAAAGUAACCCCGUCACCGUCUUGAGUCUGAUUGACAUCGGCUGGCCGUGGUUCCAAGACUUGAGUAAAGACCGACUGGUACCCAUGCAAGGUCUGGUUACACUGGCCUCGAAGAUGCUUUGGGUAACAGCUGGUUCGGAAAAGGACUGUCCUUACAUGGGAAUGAGUAAGGGCUGGCUGAAAUCUCUGGCCUAUGAGAACAAGCAUUGUCUCUAUCAAUAUCUGAACAUCGAAGACCAAAAGAGUGUUGAUGUGACACUCAUAUGCAGCACGCUGAUGCGCUUAGUCCACACCGACAAGCCUAAUGACUAUAAACUCUCUACCGAGGUCCAUAGCACGGAAUCAGAGCUGUUGUUCAAGGACGGUUCAAUGCAGAUCCCUCGCAUCCGGUCUGAUCAAGCCACGAAUGAUCGGUAUCUAGCUGCUCGACAACAUAUUAGCAGGCAGGUCGAACUGUCUAACUCAACAGUCUGUGUGAUCCCUGCAUCUGAAGGCAAGCAUAGCCUGCGUCUCAUCGAGACCCAGAACAAGGGCACUGUGGAUGCAAAUCACAUCCAAAUACGCACUAGAUAUUCAACAGCACAGGCGAUACCCGUUGGAGAAGGCAUCUUUUUACACCUGGUACUAGGCGAGGACGAGGCUACCGGAACACGUCUACUUUCUUUCACAGACCACCAUGCGUCCUCCAUCCAGGUCCCGGCUGCAUGGACAAGAACCGUGUCGCCAAAGAUCUUGGAGACUGAAGAGGCCUCAUUCCUCAAGGCCACUGCUGACUUUGUAGUUGGUGGAUUCUUGAUUCGGGAGAUUUCGCCCAACUCGACUCUCCUUGUGCAUGAAGCUGCAGAAACACUCCGCCAGGCCAUUCACGAACAAGCCCUGGAGAAAGGGAUUAAACCACUAUUCACUACCACAACACAAUUGCCUUCAACAAGAGACGCUAUUUUCCUACCUCCAAAGGCCUCGCCUCGUGUACUAGCAGAAUAUGUACCCCAGGACGUCUCCCUAGCCACCUGCUUAGGUAGCGACCCAGAGCACGCAUUGAUCUUUUCCCACAUAGAUCGGCUCCUCCCUGAGGAGACCCUCCGGAAAAGCGUAAGGGAUAUCUACAAAACAUCAGCUAUCCUCUCCAAGCAAAUUAGGGUUGGUAUGGAUACACUCAUCGCACAUCGGCUCGAGAGUGCUGGUGCACUGGCGAUCAAGUCCGCGUCAGGCGAGCUGGUCAAUAUCGUCGAGGUCAACAGCCUUUCGACUAAACCAGCAGUACCAGGCUGUAUUGUUGACUGGGUUAAAUCCACCUCCGUCUCUGCGCAGAUUCAACCCAUCAACUCUCUCGUUACACUCUCGGGGGCGAAAACUUAUUUGUUGGCUGGCCUGGCGGGAGAUCUUGGUCAGUCAAUCUCCAGUUGGAUGAUCAGCAAAGGUGCACGGUAUAUUGUCCUGGCUAGCCGAACUCCCAAGGUUGACCCUCUAUGGAUCGAAGCAAUGGCAAAACUAGGAGCGACGGUUGUCCCAAUGGCCAUGGACCUUACCAACCGCGAGUCCGUCCUGAAUGUCUACCGCAGUAUCCAAUGUCAGUAUCCUCCUCUCGGAGGUGUAGCAAACGGCGCGCUGGUUCUCGAAGAUUGUGAAUUCGUCAAGGCCUCGCUCGACGCUAUCGAAAGAAAUGUAGCCCCCAAGGUUCAGGGUAGCAUUUUGCUGGACGAGCUGUCAGGACCUAACGUCGAUCUGGACUUUUUUAUUCUCUUUGGAUCGAUGAUGGGAGUUACUGGAAACUGGAGUCAGUCGGCCUACUCGGCUGCCACAUGCUUCCAGGCCAGUCUCAUCCACCGACGCCGCGCACGCGGUCUCGUGGGCAGCAUCAUCCACCUUGGUCUUGUAAACGGCAUUGGAAUUAUCGCGAGAAAGGGCGCCGGUCAUAUAAAUUAUGUGAAAAACACCACCGGAUCCUAUCUUCUUUCAGAAAGAGACGUGGACAAAUUCUUCGCCGAAGCAAUCUUCGCUGGGCAUCCUCAAUCAGGCCGCAACGCGGAGCUCAUGAACGGCACUGCCAUGGUCGAUCCUGAUGAAUAUCCGGAGAUCGGCUGGUUCGAAAAACCCUUGAUCUGGAAUAUGAUCAGCUACCAUGCCAAGUCCAAUGCGGAGCGAUCUGGUACCGCAGAAGGCCCAAGUUCAGUCAAGGCACAGUUCGAGCUCGCCACCAGUAUGGCGGAAGUACUGGAGAUUGUCGAGGCCAGUCUGACGGCCAAAGUUCGCAGUAAAUUCAGUCUUGACGCAGAUGUACCAUUGCCAGCAUCUACUCGGCUCCAGGCUCUGGGGAUGGAUUCUCUCGUGGCUGUCGACUUGCGGGCGUGGAUCGCGAAAGAGAUGGGAGUGGAUGUUCCGCUGCUUGAAAUCCUCAGCGGAGGAACUAUCAAGCAACUCACGACGGAAGUUUCAUCGACGCUCCCACCCACUUUGAUUCCAAACGUGUCCGAUGCGGCGAGUAUAGAGAAUGAGUAA